AGGUACACAGCAAACAUUCUGAGGUUCUUGGGGUUUUGUGACAAUGGAAUUGAUAGAUUUUGUUAGUGUUGGAUUUUUUCUGCUUAUUGCAGUUGGGUUGUCUUUGGCACAGCGUUCAGGAUUUCAGCAAGGCCAGGAUCCAAAAAGAUUCCAACGGCAACAGUCGUCUGCUUUUGCUCCUUGGCAAGAGGUCCAAAGUCCACAGGCAUCCUCUUCUUUUAGACUGCCUGCAAUGAGCCUUGCUGGGGUAGAACCAUGGAAGCUUCAAGAUUCUGGAAGUAGUCAGUCCAAACAGCUAAUGCAGGCUCCUAUGGCACCUUUGACCUGGCAUUUUCCUGUAGUGCCAGAAGAACCCCAACAGCCAGAUGUGCCUCUUGAGUUGCAUGUACCUGCCCCUGCACAGAGUAUUGCUGCACAAUGUGGGGAGAGCUCUGUGCAUGUGGAGGUUAAGAGAGACUUCUUUGGUACUGGUCAGCUGGUGAAUCCUUCACUUCUCACUUUAGGAGGCUGUGCAGCUGUAGGGGAGGAUCCAGAGGCGCAAGUGCUUAUCUUUGAGAAUGAGCUCCAGGCAUGUGGCAGUUCUCUGACGAUGACUGCCAAUGAGCUGGUGUAUACGUUCACUCUCCUUUACACUCCUGAGGCUUUAGUAGGAACUCCCAUUGUAAGAGCUGAUGCAGCAGCUGUUGGAAUUGAGUGCCACUAUUCAAGGCUGCACAAUGUAAGCAGCAGUGUUUUGAUGCCUGCUUGGGUUCCUUUUGCUGCUACAAAGGUUGAAGAGGACGUUCUGGUGUUCUCCUUGAAGCUCAUGACUGAUGACUGGCUGUUUAAGAGGCCAUCCAAUCAAUACUUCCUAGGGCAGUUUCUGAAAUUUGAAGCUUCUGUGAAGCAGUACAACCACGUGCCUCUGCGUAUCUUUGUGGAUGGUUGUGUGGCAACUGCAGUCCCUGACCUGAACUCCGCUCCAAGAUAUUCCUUUAUUGAGAACAAUGGGUGCCUGGUCGAUUCAAAGCUUACGGGAUCUACUUCCAGUUUUAUGCGCAGGGUUCAGAAUGAUAUACUGCAUUUUCAGUUGGAGACGUUCAAAUUCCAGCGAGCAAAUAGUAGUCUGGUCUACAUCACAUGUGCUUUGAAGGCAGUUAUGGCUUCAACCCCCAUAAGUCAAGAGGACAAGGCUUGCUCCUUUGCCAAUGGGUGGCUUUCUGCAGAUGACCAUGACCAGAUGUGCAUGUGCUGUGACUCCACAUGUGGCUCCAGCAGAAUGCGAGCACUGUCUGAUUCAGGCCUCGUUUCAGAAGGGAAAGCAACAAUUGGCCCCAUUGUAGUGUCUGACUGAUGUGGAUUGUAAGAAGUGGCCAAUAAAGACCUGAAAGUGGAUACUGUGGCAUGUCUUGUGUUCUUUCUAGAACAUUACAUAUUUAUUAAA
Onychostoma macrolepis is the source of this 1423-nucleotide messenger RNA. Its product is annotated as zona pellucida sperm-binding protein 3-like. Bases 44 to 1333 code for a protein of 429 amino acids. The record is from RefSeq and is a predicted model, not a curated record. Gene Ontology annotation, biological process: binding of sperm to zona pellucida; egg coat formation; positive regulation of acrosome reaction. The transcript has 8 exons. NCBI's taxonomy places the organism in Eukaryota, Metazoa, Chordata, Actinopteri, Cypriniformes, Cyprinidae. Gene Ontology annotation, molecular function: acrosin binding. Gene Ontology annotation, cellular component: extracellular matrix.